Molecule: messenger RNA, 522 nt
Organism: Paramecium tetraurelia
Lineage: Eukaryota; Ciliophora; Oligohymenophorea; Peniculida; Parameciidae
Exons: 2
Biological process (GO): peptidyl-serine phosphorylation; endocytosis; signal transduction
Cellular component (GO): nucleus; cytoplasm
Molecular function (GO): protein serine/threonine kinase activity; ATP binding
Source: RefSeq, a predicted model, not a curated record
AUGAAAAAAUUACCCAAAAGUUAUCUUGAACCUAAAAUUUUUGAUAACAAAUAUAUAAUCAAGAAUCAACUCAGCUCAGGAUCUUUCAGUGGAAGAAGUUGCAGUCAAAUUAGAAAAGGAGAACAUGAAACUUUGGAUCAAGAAGUUUAUUUACUGACGAAAAUAUAAGGAAUAUAAGGAAUAACAAAAUUGUAUUGGUUUGGAGCAGAAUAAAAUUAUAAUGUAAUAGUUGUUGAAUUAUUGGGACGAGACCUAGGGUAUUAUAGUAGAACAUAUAAAUAAUUAUCACUGAAAACUGGAUUGCAAUUAUUGGAUUAAUUAUUGACUAUCUUUAAAUAAGUGCAUUCAAGAGGAAUAGUGCAUAGGGAUUUGAAACCAGAAAACAUAAUGAUAGGCAAAUAAAAUCAGUCUAUUAUAAGACCAUUUAAAGAUAGAAAAUCAUUUAUUGGAACUACUAGAUAUGCUUCAAUUGCUGCUCAUAGAAAUUUGAAAUUAGUAAGAAGGAUGAUCUAGAAUCAAUGA